CUCCAGGAACAAAUUCAACAAUUGAAUCGUCAAUUGACGCUCAUGAACGAGCGGACGGUGGAACUGAGACCGAGGACCCAAGACGCCGCGUUCCAUACAAUGAACGAGUAUUUCCACCACAUUAAGAGGGGGGUCAACCCCGCGAGAUACCCCACGCAAGCUCAAGCUACCAAAACUUUCCUGUUAGCGACUUUCGCCGAAGAUCUGAAAAGUCCCGACUACACGGGACUCGACCAAUUCAUCGAGCAGUGGCAGCUUUUGUCCGAGUACCACGCAGAUAUCGAGUGUGAAUUGUCAAGAAUUGAAGUGGACCCUUUUGUGGAUACAAAUUUCGGCGCUGGAGACGAGGAAGAAGCUCAGAAAUUCGUGAAUGUGGUCAAAACUUAUGGGACGACCACGCUGCAGAUCUCUCGGACGACGAUCGAGCAUGUGUACCCGCACAUUUUGAACGACGAGGAGCUCGUGCAGUGGCUCAUCGGUAAGACGUACAGCUUUUCCUUCACUUUGAUCGCGUACGUGGACGCGAGAACCGGCCGCGUGUUCCAGAUCGAGUCCAAGGUCGACCUCACCUCGGCCUUGUUGGACCUACUGCAGGACCCGUUCGUGACCAUGAAAAUGGUGGAGGCCACUAAAAUGUCCAAGCAUGGGAACUUGUUGCUGACGACGGAGGUGCUGGAGGACCAGAACGUCAUCGAGAAC
Molecule: messenger RNA, 699 nt
Organism: Phytophthora sojae
Lineage: Eukaryota; Oomycota; Peronosporomycetes; Peronosporales; Peronosporaceae
Exons: 1
Source: RefSeq, a predicted model, not a curated record